Molecule: messenger RNA, 531 nt
Organism: Aspergillus steynii IBT 23096
Lineage: Eukaryota; Fungi; Ascomycota; Eurotiomycetes; Eurotiales; Aspergillaceae
Gene: cyp3
Product: putative peptidyl-prolyl cis-trans isomerase
Exons: 4
Coding region: 1-531 (176 amino acids)
Biological process (GO): protein folding; protein peptidyl-prolyl isomerization
Cellular component (GO): intracellular membrane-bounded organelle
Molecular function (GO): peptidyl-prolyl cis-trans isomerase activity
Source: RefSeq, a predicted model, not a curated record
AUGGAUCAGCCAACCUCCACCAAACCGGUCGUUUUUUUCGACAUCACACUAGGAGGGGAACCCCUCGGUCGCAUUAAGAUAGAAUUGUUCGCAGAUACUACCCCGCGGACGGCGGAGAAUUUCCGCCAAUUCUGCACUGGAGAAAGCAAGAACUCUCACGGACGACCGCAGGGCUACAAAAACAGCAAAUUUCACCGAGUUAUCAAGGAUUUCAUGAUACAGGGUGGUGAUUUCAUCAAUGGCGAUGGCACGGGUUGCUGCUCGAUCUACAACACGCCCAGGUUUCCAGAUGAGAACUUUGUGCUGAAGCAUGAUCGCGCCGGGUUGCUGAGCAUGGCAAACUCAGGACCCGACACCAACGGCUGCCAGUUUUUUAUAACAACAACAGCCACCCCUUUCUUGAAUAACAAACAUGUGGUUUUUGGCCAAGUGAUUGACGGAAUGGAUAUUGUGCGAAUGAUCGAACAUACACGCACAACAAGGGACAAACCAAACCAGGACGUUGUCGUGUCACAAUGUGGGGAAAUGUGA